AUGGUUCAAACAAAGCCCGAAGCGCCUGGCGCUGUUACUCCCAAGAGAAACAUUGAGCUAUUCUCUGGCACCUACUUUGCUGCUUGCACGUUGGGCGGAAUCAUUGCUUGCGGACCCACCCACACAGCCGUCACCCCUCUGGAUCUGGUAAAAUGCCGUCGCCAAGUAGACAGCAAGCUCUACUCGUCCAACCUCCAAGCCUGGAGCACAAUCUUCCGUAAAGAAGGCCUCCGCGGCGUCUUCUUCGGCUGGUCUCCCACUUUCAUCGGAUACUCGUUCCAGGGAGCUGGCAAGUACGGCGCCUACGAGUUCUUCAAAUACACCUAUGGCGAGAAGCUGUUCCCAAACACCAACAAGACUAUUGUGUAUCUCGGUGCUUCUGCCACCGCAGAGGCCAUUGCCGAUUUGUUCUUGUGCCCCUUCGAGGCCCUCAAGGUCCGCAUGCAGACUACACUGCCUCCUUUUGCAUCCAACCUUCGUGAGGGAUGGGGCAAGGUUGUCGCGCAAGAAGGAUAUGCUGGUCUCUACAAGGGUCUGUACCCCCUCUGGGCUCGUCAGAUCCCUUACACCAUGGUCAAAUUCGCAACCUUCGAGUCCGCCGUCGCACAGAUCUACAAGCAACUCGGUGCUCCCAAGGAAACCUACGGUACUCUUGCUCAAACCGGUGUCUCCUUCCUCGGUGGUUACAUUGCUGGUAUCGGAUGCGCUGUUGUCUCGCACCCUGCCGAUGUCAUGGUCAGUAAAUUGAACAGUGACCGCAAGGCUGGCGAAGGCGCUGGCCAGGCCGUCAGCAGAAUCUAUGGCCAGAUUGGAUUCAGAGGUCUGUGGUCGGGUGUUGGACUCAGAAUCGUCAUGAUUGGUACUUUGACUGCCUUCCAGUGGUUGAUUUACGACUCGUUCAAGGUCUCGAUUGGUCUGCCUACUACUGGUGGUCACUAG
This is a messenger RNA of Aureobasidium namibiae CBS 147.97, 939 nucleotides long. Its product is annotated as mitochondrial carrier. The transcript has 2 exons. The record is from RefSeq and is a predicted model, not a curated record. Gene Ontology annotation, biological process: mitochondrial phosphate ion transmembrane transport. Bases 1 to 939 code for a protein of 312 amino acids. Gene Ontology annotation, cellular component: mitochondrial inner membrane. Gene Ontology annotation, molecular function: phosphate transmembrane transporter activity. Lineage: Eukaryota; Fungi; Ascomycota; Dothideomycetes; Dothideales; Saccotheciaceae.